UAGCCGCGUUAGCACCAGUUAGCACCAGUUAGCCGCACGCCUCCGCAGCUGAGCAGGAAAAAAACCACCAGACUUGAUCUUCAAGCCGAGCAAAAGCAAGAAGCUGUCAAACGAAUGUGUCAUCAUUACCUCAACCAUUUCGUGGUUUCUUUACAUUUUAAACAGGAGCUACCCGACCAAAACUGUAAGGGCUUGUCAUCAUCAGCAGCUGUCCUGUCCUGUUCUGCCUGUUAUCGGGAGACUGAUUGCUUGUCACUGGUGGAGUGUUAUCUGCGUGGCUCUCGCAUCAACAUUAAACAAAUGAGCAUGUGACCAAGGACUGGAACUGGCAGCACAUGAUCUGGAAAAGUGAAGGAGGUCAGAAUUAAUCUGGGGUAAGUUAUUUCAAAGUGGUCCAUUGGGAGUGAACAACCAUGACAGCGAAGACAUCCCUUCUGAAAGUCAUCUUGCUGGGUGAUGGUGGUGUAGGAAAGAGCUCCAUAAUGAACCGCUAUGUUACAAACAAGUUUGAUGCCCACCUUUUUCACACCAUCGGUGUUGAGUUCUUGAACAAAGACCUGGAGGUGGACGGCCACCAGGUUACCCUGCAGAUCUGGGACACGGCUGGCCAGGAGCGCUUUCGUAGCCUGAGGACUCCUUUCUAUCGUGGCUCCGAUUGCUGCCUGCUCACCUUCAGCGUGGAUGAUAACCAGAGUUUUCUCAACCUGGGCAACUGGAAGAAAGAGUUCAUCUACUACGCCGACGUCAAGGAGCCAGAGAAGUUCCCAUUUGUGGUCUUGGGCAAUAAAUUGGAUGUGACAGAGCGGCAGGUGUCUACUGAGGAAGCCCGGCAAUGGUGCCAGGAGAAUGGUGACUUCCCCUAUUAUGAGACCAGUGCCAAGGAUGCCACCAAUGUCGCAAUAGCCUUUGAGGAAGCCGUACGGAGAGUGCUGGCAAUGGAUGACAAAACGGAGCACCUCAUCCCCACGGACACAGUCAAGCUUCACAGAAAGCCCCGGUCUGCUACCAGUUGCUGUUCAUAACAUCCAGGAGAUGUUACUAAUCACUCUGUCAUGCCUGUAAUACGAUGAGGCUGUAGCUGUACAAUGCUGUGGUAACAUCUUAUUCAGACAAAUUAUGCUACUGACUUUUUUUUUUUUUUUUUGAUUUGUUUAAGAUACAUUGAUACUAAUUAUUGGAUUCCUGCUCAAAAUACAGAGGGAAAAAAACACUAAGUUCAUCUGUGUUUAUUAACAAAUAAAUUCAAAGCAUUGAUGCAUUGAUUCAGCUUUGCCACAGUUGAAAAGUCAGACUUUGAAUAAAUGGACUUUAUUUGUCGACCCAAGAUUAUGAGUGGACAUUCUGAAAUGUUUCAUUGUCACAGAAAAAUAAGUCUUAAAUUAGUAUUAGAUGUUUUCUAUGCAGUGACUGCAAUUAUUACGGGACUUCUAAAUUUGACCUCCAAAUGUGAUUGUGCAUAAUGCAUAUAUAUUUGGAAUUUAUUGCAUAUUAAUUUAUAUUUCACGGUAACCAUAUAUCUGAAAAAUAAGUAGUUAGGCACUGCUAUGUGUAACUAACAAAUCUAUGCUUGUGAUUAUGCACUCUGAGGUUUUGUCUGGAUUGUUUUUCAUCAUAAAUACAUUAACGCUGUGUGCUGGAAACACUUAAGGGAUAUGUUUCCUGUCAGCAACUUUAACAUGCAUGGCAUUUUUAUAUAUUUAAGUUUCUAAGAAUUUGUAUAUUGUGUUUCUUUUUUUUUUUUCAACUUCAAAGCUGAGAAUCAUGGGAUUAAUUUUCUUUAAUGAAAGUGUGAUGGUUAUGAUCAUUGUUCAGGAUUGAGAUUUCUUCAUUACUAAUUCCUGGAUUUAUCACUUUCAACAGCAAUGUUUAAAGCACACUUAACAUCAUUUUAUUUUUUAGCGCUGAUAGUGUUUACCAGCGGCUUGAUACUUGAGUGAAGCAGUCCUUUCCUUCAAAUUUUUCUUAUUCAAAUUAAUAUAUAAAGUUAUGCUUCUGGUAUGUUGAAACAAAUAAUGAAUAAACACCCUUAAACUGA
Messenger RNA from Cololabis saira (Pacific saury), 2035 nucleotides. It is a transcript of the gene rab9a, whose product is annotated as RAB9A, member RAS oncogene family. Gene Ontology annotation, molecular function: GTPase activity; GTP binding. The record is from RefSeq and is a predicted model, not a curated record. The coding region runs from base 414 to 1022 and encodes 202 amino acids. Gene Ontology annotation, cellular component: lysosome; late endosome; phagocytic vesicle. NCBI's taxonomy places the organism in Eukaryota, Metazoa, Chordata, Actinopteri, Beloniformes, Belonidae. Gene Ontology annotation, biological process: retrograde transport, endosome to Golgi; Rab protein signal transduction. The transcript is spliced from 3 exons.